CAGCCGGUCAUGCAUAAAAUAUUAUACAUACAAAGAGGUGCAGUGCGACUUUAGAUUACAUACAUUAAUUAAUGCCCAGACAGACAUCCUAAGCAAGGGGGGAAAAUAUAUAUGUAAUAUAAAUAAAUACCGGCCACAGUGAGAGAGGGUGGGUCCCACUGAAAUACAAGAAAGAAAGAGUUUUCUUUCCUUUUUUGGUCAUUAUAUAAGAGCCUUAUCAAUCAAUCAGUCGCAUGUUCAAGUAAUCAUUCUCUCAAGCAAGCAAUGUUAACGUAGUAGUACGGCCCAUAAAAGAAAAGAAACUUUACUUGAGUUGAGUGAGCUGAGAUCGAUCAACAAUAGCUACAGCACAGUCCAUAUUGAUAUAUGUUCGAUCGAGAGUAAUUAAGGUUAAGGAUCGAUCAGAGGGAUCGUGAGAGGAUAUUAAAGGAACAGGUAGCAUGGAGUAUGGUGCGUUUGGGAGCUUGUCGGAGUGUGAAGAAGAUUUGAUCGAGGAGUUGCUGGAAAAAGGUUGCUGGGUGGAAACGAAUGGGAGCAGCGAGGCACAGUACGACAUAGAGCAAGAAUUAGCCAUGCCCAUGGGGAAGACCACAUGGUGGAUUGGACCCAAGGGGCCUGUGUCUGGGUCAUCUUCAUCCGUGAAAGAGAGAUUGGUGGUUGCGGUGGGCUACUUGAGAGAAUACACAAAGAACAACAACGCCGCCAACGUGCUCAUUCAGAUAUGGGUUCCCAUACGGAGGAUGACAGGCCUUCUUGCCAUUGGCCUUGGGCCCGAUGAGUCGGUUUCGGUUGCUUUUCCUUUUCCGACCAACAUGAACAUGAACAUGAAGUCGAACGUAAACAUUCGGUUCUUUAGAAGCCAUGAGUACCCGCGAAUUCCUUAUGAAUAUGGAUCCUUGGCACUUCCUGUCUUCGAAAGAGGCAGUGGCACAUGCCUGGGUGUCCUCCAGAUUGUAAUGCCAGCAGCUCGCUGGGACACAAUCAACUAUCUCCCUCAACUUGACAACAAUAAUAAUAAUAAUGCUUUCCAGGGCAUGAUUCCAGGUGGUGUUGUAAAGGUAUUUGACGAGGAUGAGGUGUACGAAGCAUCAGUGAACGAGAUGAUGGAGGUGGUGAGGUGUGUGUGCAAGACGCAGAAUGUGCCUUUGGCUCUGACAUGGGCUCCUUGCGUCCAACAACUAUGUGUGGAUUGUGGGCAUUCAAGGGAUGAGAACAACUAUGUGUCGAUUGUGGACAGAGCGUGUUUUGUGGGGGAUGGUCAGCCCCAGCUAUUGGGGUUCCAGGAGGCCUGCUCUCAGCACCACCUUUUCCGCGGACAAGGAAUUGUCGGUACGGCCUUCACAACUGCCAAGCCCUGUUUUGCUAUGGACAUAACCGCCUUCACCAAGGCCGAAUAUCCUCUCUCUCACCACGCCAACAUCUUUGACUUGCAUUCUGCCGUCGCUAUUCCUCUAAGGACUUCUUCUUAUCCCCAUUUUGAUUUUGUCUUGGAGUUCUUCCUUCCCAAACACUGCCCUGACCACAACCUCUUCCUCAACUCCUUAUCUAUUCUCCUUCAACAAGCUUGCCCCACCUUCCAUCUUUCUGCUCCCAUCCAUGAUGAUGUAUUUACCUCCUUGCCCUCUGAAUCCCAGUCCCAGCAGGCUUCCUGGAUCGCACAUAUGAUUGAUGCCCAAUCCCAACACAAGGACAAUGGGAAAGGUGUGUGCUUGUCCUUGGAUUUCCUGGAAGAAGAACCCAAAGAGGAGUUCAAAGUCACAACAACUCACUGUAACUGGGACACCACUGCCACUAGUACUUAUCAUUCACACGACCAUGUCGUGUUUUCAGAUUUUGGAGAAGAAUCUCAAUCUCAAUCUCAAUCUCAAACUCACACAUUUGGUGUGAAGCGUGGCAGAAAACCAGGAGAGAAGAGACGAACCAAGGCCGAGAAGACUAUCAGCUUGCCAGUUCUAAGGCAAUACUUUGCAGGAAGCCUAAAAGAUGCGGCUAAGAGCAUUGGCGUGUGUCCCACAACUCUGAAAAGGAUAUGCAGACAACAUGGCAUAACGCGAUGGCCUUCAAGGAAAAUAAAGAAGGUGGGGCACUCUUUGAAGAAACUACAACUUGUAAUUGAUUCGGUACAGGGUGCCGAGGGUGCCAUACAGAUCGGAUCCUUCUAUAACAGUUUUCCGGAGUUGAGCUCUAGAGCUUCUCAAUCAUCCUCUCCUGCAGCACAAAGCCCUCCUCAUGUUCCUCAACAACCCUUGAGAGUGAAGGCUACUUUUGCGGAUGAAAAAAUCCGUUUUAGCUUGCAACCACUUUGGGGGUUCACAGAAUUGCAGUUGGAAAUUUCAAGGCGCUUCAACCUAAGCGAUGUUAGCAACGCCAACAACGUGGUUCUAAAGUAUUUGGAUGAUGACGGAGAGUGGGUUGUUUUAGCCUGCGAUGGCGAUCUUGAGGAGUGUAAAGACUUGCAUACAACGUCUCAGAGCCGCACAAUUAGACUCGCCCUAUUUCAAGCUUCUCCUCUUAAUAAUCAACCAAAUUCAUAUACUUUCGCCAACACCACCAGCACUCCUUCUUCUUCUUAAUUAACACCUUCGUUUCCAUCCUAGGCGUCUCUCUAUCUGUACCGUCACAUUUGUAUUGCUGUUGUUUUGCUUUUACUUGUUAGACCCCAUCCAGCUUAUGAGAUGAGACGAGAACCAUUUUAUUUAUAUUUGUUACUUCUCUUAAUUUCUUAUUAAAAUGCUAACUUUGCCUUA
Molecule: messenger RNA, 2747 nt
Organism: Glycine soja
Lineage: Eukaryota; Viridiplantae; Streptophyta; Magnoliopsida; Fabales; Fabaceae
Product: protein NLP2-like
Exons: 3
Coding region: 441-2573 (710 amino acids)
Molecular function (GO): DNA-binding transcription factor activity; protein binding
Source: RefSeq, a predicted model, not a curated record